This is a messenger RNA of Trichechus manatus latirostris (Florida manatee), 1929 nucleotides long. Its product is annotated as NEDD4 binding protein 2 like 2. Gene Ontology annotation, molecular function: transcription corepressor activity. Gene Ontology annotation, biological process: negative regulation of transcription by RNA polymerase II. The transcript is spliced from 4 exons. The record is from RefSeq and is a predicted model, not a curated record. NCBI's taxonomy places the organism in Eukaryota, Metazoa, Chordata, Mammalia, Sirenia, Trichechidae. The coding region runs from base 242 to 1822 and encodes 526 amino acids. Gene Ontology annotation, cellular component: nucleus.
GAACCGUGAGGUGGCCGCCAUCUUGCGUACGGAGUUACGGCUUGUCGCCCCGAUCAACAGGGUUGGCUUUUUAGGCCUUCCGGCACCUGUUUAGGGGCAGUGUGUCCGCGUUUGCCUUUCCUUUUUGCAGAGCGCUUUCUAGAAGGUUUUUAUUAGGAGGUAAAGGUCAAUGCAGAGCUGUAGAGUAAGGGCUCCGAUUUAAAAUAUCAGCUCUCCGUGAUAUGGUUUAUUUGCUCCUCAGAUGCCUUAUGGAGAGAUGGAAGUGAAAUCCUUGGGUCAUGGAGAAGAACUCGUCAGUGGACCACACUACAAAAGACUGAAACCAACUGAGGAGUCCUGGGUUUUCUCCCAUCAUGCUGGAGCUGACUUCUGCAGAAUCCAGGAGAAAACUGGGAAUGAUUGGGUCCCUGUAUCCACCGUUGAUUUCAAAGGAGCUGGUCCUCCUCAGGGGGACAAAAGCAAAACUGCGGAUCUGUUGAAGCCUUUGCAUGACGCGGAGCCUCGAAGCAGACCAGAGGCUAUUGAACGCGUUGAGUCACCAGUUCCAAAGGAUGCAAGUCUCCCAGUAACAUCCAGAGACGACGGGAUAUAUAGUACAAGUAAAGCAUUUAUAGGCCCCGUUUACAAGCCCCCUGAGAAAAAGAAAUGCAGUGAAAGAAGGAACCAGGCAGACACCAUCCAUGGUGAAAAUGACAAAGGAGGACAAGAAAAGAAACACAAAUCUAACUCCAAAAAAUCUGAGAUUGACCAGGAGUUAUUCCAGUUUUACAAAGAAAUUGAGGAGCUUGAAAAUGAACAAGAUGAUUUGGAAAGCCAUUGUCAGGAGCCCGAACCCUCUCGGGAACAGCUGGCUCCGUAUUACCAGGACCAUCGUAAGGAUCUGUUAAGAUCUGAUGACAAAGAGAAAGGAGAGCUUAGGAACGCUCCUCUGUUACAUUGCAGGUAUCAGGAGUACUUGGGGACUGAACCAGGCAGGUACCCCUGUGACGGACAAGCAGUACCUACAUUUUGUGAUAUUUCGUUUACUUCCUUCAGGCCCGAAUGGCAGUCGAUGCCUUCUUUUAUAGUACCCCGUGGUCCUCUUCCUCCUCCUCUUCCUAGUUUUAACUAUCAUUUAGAUCCUCAGAGAUUUAAUCCUCCACCAAAGCCACUGUCAAGUAUCUUCCACACCCAGGAUGAGUCUCAGCUGCACAAUGGAUGUUAUAUAAAUAGUUGUCCCGUUAGCUGGCCUUGUCUGACUUCUGACCAGGAUGAUAAGUACGCUGACUCUCGUGAGAGUAGCAGCUUUGUCCAUCCUCCCAGAGAUGACUGCCGAGUGCACAAUGGACGUGUGAGCAAUGGUUUCUGUGAAGCCAGAGAAGAAUUCUGGAGAGACCCUCCCGUGGACCCGUGGAAUGGAACAGACGUGUUUAUGAACCAGGAGUUUCAGGAGGAAAAGCUGCAUAAAUUGGAGAAGUUACUUAUCCUUUUAAGAGGCCUGCCUGGUUCUGGGAAAACAACAUUGUCUCGAAUUCUGCUUGGUCAGAGUCGUGAUGGCAUUGUGUUCAGCACUGAUGACUAUUUUCUCUAUCAAGAUGGGUACAAGUAUAAUGUUAAUCAACUCGGUGAUGCCCAUGACUGGAACCAGAACAGAGCGAAACAAGCUAUUGCUCAGGGGCGAUCUCCAGUUAUAAUAGACAACACUAACACGCAAGCUUGGGAGAUGAAGCCAUACGUGAAGAUGGUAACUAUGAGAUACGAGAGGGCGUCUGCUGUUUGCCGUGCUCUGUUUGUCUGUUGUGCUUGUUUCCAGAGAGGUUUAUUGGUCUGCCUCGUUCUGUAAAAAUUGAUAGUGGUGCUUAUUAAAGAAUCUGCGCAUCUUGUUAGUUCUGCCUGGACCUGAGGACGGUAAUUGGGGUUCAUCCAGUUGGAAUGUUUACAAAAUGUAUU